Cucurbita maxima (winter squash) is the source of this 1731-nucleotide messenger RNA. RefSeq names its product RING-H2 finger protein ATL46-like. NCBI's taxonomy places the organism in Eukaryota, Viridiplantae, Streptophyta, Magnoliopsida, Cucurbitales, Cucurbitaceae. The transcript has a single exon. The record is from RefSeq and is a predicted model, not a curated record. The coding region runs from base 283 to 1389 and encodes 368 amino acids.
CCCACCUUGGCUUUCACACUAAAACAAAGCCAAUCAAAUCCCAACCCUCUUCCUCUUGUUCUGUGGCGCAUAAACAAUGGAAAUCUGCAGACCCAUCUUCACCAGCCAAAGAAUACCUUAGUCUUUUAAUGGCUUCCUUCAUUUUCUGCACCAAAUGGUAGGUUAGGUACAAUGCAACCUUCUUCAGCAUAAGAUUAUAUCAUCUUUCUCUAUCUCUUUCAGCUUUUUUUCGAUCAAAAAGCAGAAAGUUCAUCAUCCAUUACCUGGAACAAAGAAAAGGGAAUGUUAUUGAGUAUUAUAUCUCCUGAGAUGUCAAGAUUUUCAAAUGAAAUGAUGCAAAAAGAUGGUAAUCUGAUAUACCCAUCUCCUCUUUCACCUUUUGAUGUUGGCACUGAUCCAAUAUCGAAUGAUUCUGUACCAUCGUCUUCUUCUUCUUCUUCUUCUUCUUCUUCUUCUUCUUCUUUCAGCCGCAUCAGCCCAAUUCUUCUUCUAGUUAUAGUAAUUCUAGCAGUCAUCUUCUUCAUCUCUGGUUUACUCCAUUUGCUCGUUCGAUUUCUGCUGAAAAGAUCUUCCCCGUCAAUCUACCAUCACUCCAAUCGAUACACAGAAAGGCCUGGCUCUCACACACUCCAAAGACAGCUCCAGCAGCUCUUUCGCCUUCACGAUUCAGGCCUCGAUCAAUCCUUCAUCGACGCUUUGCCAGUGUUCUUGUACAGAGAUAUUGUGGAUUUGAAAGAGCCGUUCGAUUGCGCCGUUUGUCUCAACGAGUUUUCCUAUCACGACAGGCUGAGAUCGCUUCCCAUCUGCAGCCAUGCUUUUCAUAUCAAUUGCAUAGAUACAUGGCUGCUAUCGAACUCCACUUGCCCUCUCUGCAGAGCCUCUCUUUUGAGCUCUAAUUUUCCUCUCGAAAACCCUAAUUUGGACGAGAUUUUAGGGCGCGGAAACGGUUCUCACAGGCAACCAGAAAAUCCCCUUUCUGGAAAUCAUCAGAAACGAGUAACAACAACAAUCGAUGAAUCUUCAAGGGAAAUGAGAGUUUUCUCAGUGAGACUCGGAAAAUUCAAAAAAAUAAACAGCGAAGAAGAACAAGAACACGAAGAACAAACAGAAGAGGAAGGAGAAAGCAGCAACCAAAAUCACCUAAACGCGAGAAGAUGUUAUUCAAUGGGGACUUACCAAUACGUCGUUGGAGAUUCAGAUUUACAGGUGAUGAAGGAGAAAUUAAACCCUGCAAUCUUCCAGGGAAACGGAGAGGUUGAAGGUAAGAAAAUCAGUGGGAGAAGUAACGGGGAAAGUUUCUCGGUGUCGAAGAUUUGGCAAUGGUCGAAGAAGAGUGGAUUGCCGAUUCCGAGCAGCUCGAACAAUCAAUGGAGGCCGGAAUUCGUCUGAAAUCUUCUUGGAUUUGAUCGAUAUCAAUUGAACUUGGAUUGUAUCAGAGAAAUGAGAUCAAAAUGAUUUGUUUCUUCGAUAUUGCUUGGAACUUGGUUUCCUGAGAGAGUGAACGUUUUCAAAAUUUGAAGCUUCAAAGUGUUUUUCAAAAUGAUCGUCUCUCAGUCCGCCAUGUGUGGAAACCUUCGCGAUCACGAUCAAGAAUUUGCGCAACAGAACAUGAAGAAGAUGGAGUAUAAUUACUGGAAUUUUAUAAGAGGUGAAAAUUUAAAUACUUUAUUUGUGUUGAUUUUAUAUUUUUUAUUUUAAACUUUGCAUAAAAAGGCUGAUUUUUGGUAUUAA